Molecule: messenger RNA, 321 nt
Organism: Haemonchus placei
Lineage: Eukaryota; Metazoa; Nematoda; Chromadorea; Rhabditida; Trichostrongylidae
Source: the annotation of a GenBank genome assembly
AUGGACUCCUUGAUUCUGCUGUGCUGGGUCGAUACAACCUCUGUUCCUCGCAGGCGAUCCACGCAUACGUGUGUGGAGAGUCUGUGGGUGCAGUUGGUAUCCUGCCCAUCGACUCGGCGAAAAGCUCGCACUCGCGUGACUGAGAAGUAUCUGGGAGGCGAUCCGGGGCCGCCUCCAAAAACAAAGCCCCUCGUCCACUCCAACUUCGGAAUAGCCUGGCAAGCACCCGGAGUCAACCUUACCCCACGUCAGAUCCUGGCAAGCUGCACGUUGGGUAUCUACACGCCAAAAACAGUAAUAGAAAUGGGCCUCAUUCACUGA